Molecule: messenger RNA, 1098 nt
Organism: Ricinus communis (castor bean)
Lineage: Eukaryota; Viridiplantae; Streptophyta; Magnoliopsida; Malpighiales; Euphorbiaceae
Exons: 5
Coding region: 1-1098 (365 amino acids)
Source: RefSeq, a predicted model, not a curated record
AUGGUGAUGAUUAGAGCCAAUGUUGAGGAGGACCGCGAAGCAACUAUGGCAAGAUUCCUGCCUGGACUAAACAAGAACAUUGCUGACUUAGUGGAGCUACAUCACUAUGUCGACAUGGAGGACAUAUUAGACAUGGCGGUCAAAAUUGAGAGGGGCGAUGGUGAAGUUGUUAGCGAAAGUGAAGAAGAUGAGAUGCUUGAGUUAGAAGAUGCAAGUGAUAAGACCUUGCAAGAGCCUGCAUAUAGAGAGAUAGAAGUGAAGAUAAACAAGCAAGUGAGAAUGGUGUUCACCAUAGGCAAGUAUGAAGAUGAGGUUUUAUGUGAUGUAGUGCCUAUGCAUAUGAGCCACAUCCUUUUGGGGCGUCCUUGGCAAUACGAUAGGAAGGUCAUUCAUGAUGGGUUUUCAAAUAGGCCAGCAUAUCGAAGUAAUCCCCAGGAAACGAAGGAACUCCAAAGACAAGUUGAAGAGCUCUUGAGCAAAGGCUACAUUAGAGAAAGCAUGAGUCCAUGUGCCGUACCUGUCUUACUUAUGCCUAAAAAGGAUGGAACUUGGCGUUUAGGAAUUGAUGCUGUAUUGAUGCAAGAAGGGCGACCAAUAACCUAUUUUAGUGAGAAGUUGAAUGGAGCCGCAUUGAAGUACCCUACAUAUGAUAAAGAGCUAUAUGCGUUGGUUAGGGCUUUGGAGACAUGGCAAUACUACCUUUGGUCGAAAGAAUUUGUGAUUCAUACAUAUCAUGAGUCCUUGAAGCACUUGAAAGGGCAAAACAAGCUCAAUCGAUGCCAUGCGAAGUGGAGCGAGUUCAUAGAGUCUUUUCCUUAUGUAAUUAAAUACAAACAAUGUAAGGAUAAUUUUAUGGCUGAUGCAUUUUCAAGAAGGUACGCAUUACUUGCUGCUCUAUAUGCCAAGUUAUUAGGAUUUGAGUACAUUAAAGGCUUAUAUGAAAAUGAUAAUGACUUUGGCAAAAUGUAUCAAGCAUGUGAGAAAGUUACUUUUGAUAAGUUCUAUAGGCAUGAAGGCUACUUGUUUAAAGAGAAUAAAUUGUGUGUACCUACAUGUUCUAUGCAUGAGCUGCUUGUGCAUGAAGCCCAUGAUUUUUAG